This is a messenger RNA of Drosophila montana, 1189 nucleotides long. RefSeq names its product WD repeat-containing protein 47. The transcript is spliced from 5 exons. Gene Ontology annotation, molecular function: protein binding. The record is from RefSeq and is a predicted model, not a curated record. Lineage: Eukaryota; Metazoa; Arthropoda; Insecta; Diptera; Drosophilidae. The coding region runs from base 41 to 1078 and encodes 345 amino acids.
AUAUAUAUAAAUAUAUAUUUAAUUUAUUAGCUUAAUAUUAAUGAAUAUUAACAAAACGGAGACUAACAUGAGAGAGAGAGAUAAAGAAGGCUCACAUUUUGUAGCUGUUACUACCAUAUCUGACUCACAAGCUAUUCGAAGUGUGGAUUUUCACCCCGAUGGACAACACUAUGCGGUCGGGUCGAACUCAAAAACCUUUCGAAUAUGUCAAUACCCCCAAAUAACCAAGCUAAGACAAGAUCAACACUUUUAUCCUCCAUCCGUCUUAUGCAAACGGACAAAACACCAUCGAGGCUCAAUAUAUUGCAUAUGCUGGUCAGCGGAUGGUGAACUUGUUGCAACCGGGUCAAACGAUAAAACCAUAAAAUAUAUGAGGUUUAGCAAAGAUACGAAUCAACUAGUGGGACAGGAAGUUGAGCUCAAUAUGCAUGACGGAACUGUUAGGGAUAUGUGUUUUCUUGACAAUUUAUCAUCAAAAUCACGAUUGCUUGCUAGCGGAGGUGCUGGUGACUGUAAAAUCUACGUGACAGACUGUAUGACGGGCAUGCCGGUACAGGUGUUUAGUGGACAUUCUGGACAUAUUUCAUCACUCUAUAGCUGGAACCAUACAACGUUCGCAUCUGGAUCUCAGGAUCAAACAAUACGCUUUUGGGACAUUCGAUCAAAUGGUGUCAUCAACUCGUUUGAUGAGUACAAGACCGACGCUUUCCAAAAGUCGCCUGUAACAGCGGUUUGUGUAGACCCGACAGGGCGACUACUUGUUUCAGGACACGCAGAUAGCGCUUGUGUGCUUUACGACAUCCGUGGAAAUAGGCUUAUACAACGGUUCUAUCCGCACAGCGCAGAAAUAAGAUGCAUACGCUUUUCUCCUUCUGCUUAUUAUAUGCUCACGUGUAGCUAUGAUAACACCAUAAGACUUACGGAUUUGCAAGGUGAUCUUGCAAGUGACCUCGCAUCUGUAGUUGUAGCAAAGCACAAAGACAAGGCUAUUACAAUAAGAUGGCAUCCAACCGAAUUUUCUUUUAUUUCAACAUCUGCGGACAAGACUGCAACAUUAUGGGCCUUACCUCAAUCCUAACUUAUUAAAAAUCCUUAACGUUAAUAUUAUAAUAUUUAUUAAGAUGUAGUACGAAUUAAAUAUUAAUAUGUUAACGUAAUUAUCAAUUUUAUUUAGAAAACCAUUCAUAGC